AAAUAUCACGACAAAUACCGAUCACAACUUACCCAAACAGUCAUAUUACAAACAAUCAGAAAAUGACGAAAUUUAAAAGCAUGUUUGUGUCUGGGAUUCUCGCCAGUUUAAACAAACACAAUAAAUAAGAACCGGCCAAACGAACAGGAAGCGAGGAGAUUCUCAUGGCGCCCGACGAGAAAGAAGCUACAAAUAUCUCCGACCAAUGCCAGCUGUAUUUAGCAUCUCGACGCUAACGCAUACGCUUCUACUAGGAAAUACAAGCCAGUCAUGGAUUCAGAGGAGAAUGAGGUGGAAAGUAGCAGUGAUGCAGGCACCUCAGGGAUGGAGGAACCAUCCGAAAGUGGCAUGGGCAUGGAAUCAUCAGAGGUCAUGUCUGCAGACAGCAGUGAUGCUGCCUCUACUCAUGCACAAGCACCAGAGUCAGACUGCCACGUGGGACAGAGCUCAGAGGGACUUGUGGUCUUCAUCCCAGAGACCAGCUCUAGUACAGAUGUCAGAGUGUCAUCAGUUCACCUCCCAGACUCGUCAUCAGUGGCCCAGUCCACCAGUGUGUCCAGCGUGUCCACAGUGACUCAGUCCGUGCUGGUGUCGGAGUCAGCCCAAGUGGUUGUCCACUCCAGUGCUGUGUCGGAUGGAGCUAUGAUGGUUUCUGACUCAACUGCCUCUACCUCAUCAGACCUGGGCUCUGCCAUAGACAAGAUAAUUGAGUCCACCAUAGGGCCUGACAUUAUGAAUGGUUGCAUUGCAGUGACUAGUGCAGAUGAUAGGGAUGCAGAACCGACCCAGUAUUUCAUACUACAAGGACCAGAUGAUGGUGCUCCUGUGGUAGCCCAUAUGUCAUCCUCAGCCUUGUCUGAUCGCAUAGCCAUAGAAGCACUUUCUGAGGGUCCCACAUCCACCUGUCUUGACCAGGGACACCUGCAGAGUAACCUGGAGCCAGACCAACCAGAUGAUCAGCCUGGACAUUCUGGUUACCCAGAAGACAGCAGCAAUCAGCCUGAUCAGCCCCAACACUCUCACCCCUCCCAGUAUAUGGACUGUAGUGCAGAUGGCCCAGACCAAACAGGGGAGUCAACAUCAUCCUACGUGGAGUGUUCAAGCGAAGAACCUGACCAAACACGUUCCCAGUCAGGCUUCCCAGACUACAGUGGAGAGAACAGUGACCAUGACCUGCCUGGAUAUGUGGAAUGUAGCAGAGCUGAUUCAAACCCCACCAGCCGGGGGCACUAUGUUGUGGAGUGCAGUGAUGAGUAUCUGUGUGCUGUGGAUGAUGGAGAGCAGCUGCAUCAUACACGUGCCUACAUCGACAGCAGUGCAGAUCACAGGACUCAGACAAGCCGGCAGUAUGCUAUUGAAUAUGGCGGUGAGUGUGUUGCAGCUGCAGACUCUGAGCAACCCGGGUGUUCUCAGUAUCAAGCAAGGAAUGGUGAUGACGAUGAUGAUGAAGAUGAGCAUAACCAGGAUCCAGAUCAGCCACAGCACUCCGAACAGCAGCCCCAGCAUUCCUGUUACAUGGAGAAUAGCAAUGGCCCCGAUGCAUCUCUUUAUACUGAUGACAGCUCCUCAUCAGACCACCAUGUAGUCGACACAGCAGAUUCAGGGGGGGUCCCCGAGGCACUGAAUUGCAGCGAGAGCCAACCAGGGCCAUACAUCAGCAGUAGUGGCACCUACAUCUCCAACCCAGAACCUGAGGUGGCCCCACAUUGCUCAGCCAGCCAACAUGAGCCUCAGGGCUCCCAGCAGCCUCAGAAGGAAGCUACAGUGGGCAAGGAAAUGGAUGCAUCAGCAGUGGCAGGAGGCUCUGCAGACCGGCCACCCAACAUGGCCGAGUUGGAGGAGAUGAUGGAAGUUGUGAUUGUGCAGCAGUACAAGUGCAGGAUGUGUCCAUAUAAGAGUGCCUCUAAAGACACACUCAUUAACCACAUGAGGGACAAACACUUUAAACCUACAAGGCAAACAAAGCGCAAACGUGGACGACCUCCCAAAAGUGCUGCACUGGCCCAUCGCCAGGCAGAGCAGGAGGACGCUGGGGAGAGGAAGGCCAUACAGGCAAAGGCAUCCAUGUCCAAGUCUGUUCAGCCAGAGGAAGAGGAAGAUGAUGUUCCUGAUGCCGGUGCUCUUGAUAAUUCUGAAGGGGAUAGUGACUACAACCCAGGUGAAGAGGACUGUGAAGGAAGGUUCUCAUCCAGUAUUAAAAAAACAACCCCUCCUAUUUCCUCCUCCUCUCAAGCUCGUCCUCGACGUAAAAUUGGCCGCCCGAGGAAAUUCAGCCUUCUGGAAGAAGGCUACAACAGCAAAGAGGCGGAGAGUUUAGCAAAGAAGCCAAGAAUGAAUGCAGAUCCAAGUGCUGCGGAUGAGGCAAGCUCAUCUGGCUUAGACAAUGAUGGCCCUGCUCUGGUGACUGAUGGGGACACAGCGGAGGCAGCAGUAAGCCAAUCCGACUCAGAGAACAAAGACCCAUCCUCCAACUCGCAGCCAGAAGAGUUAUUUGAGAGAAAAAGAGGUCGCCCCUCCAAGUGCUUUCUUCGCAAGAAGUACAAGAAGCAUUUCAGUCGAAAUCAGUAUUACAAAUCCCUGAAACCGCUUUUGAGACCUCAUAGUUGCUGUAUUUGCGGCUCUCGCUUCCUCACUCAAGACGAUCUGCGCUUCCAUGUGGAGUCCCAUGAGGGCAACGACCCAGAACUUUUCAAAUGCCUCCAGUGCAACUACCGUUGCAAACGCUGGUCCUCUCUCAAGGAGCACAUGUUCAAUCAUGAAGGUACGAAGCCUUUCAAGUGUGAGAAGUGCGAUUACUCAAGUGUCUACAGAAAAGAUGUUGUUCGUCACUCAGCAGUUCACAGCAAAGACAAGAAAAAAAAGAAAGUAAUGGUGAUGGCCCUGUCCGAGUUCCCGUGUCCUGUAUGUCGCAAGGUUUACCCCAUGCAGAAGAGGCUCACACAGCACUUGAAGACCCAUAGUGCCGAGAAACCACACAUGUGUGAUAAGUGUGGCAAAUCCUUCAAGAAGCGGUACACAUUCAAAAUGCACCUCCUUACCCACAUUCAGACUGUGGGAGACAGCAAGUUCAAGUGUGAGUUUUGUGAUUACACCUGUGACAAUAAGAAGCUGCUGCUGAACCAUCAGCUGUCUCACACCAUCGACCGACCCUUCAAAUGCGACUACUGUAAAUACUCCACUUCCAAAGAAGAGUUCUUAGUGUCCCAUCUGGCCAUUAAACACACAGGAGAGAAACCGUUCUCCUGCAAUAUGUGUCACUUCGUCACAAAGCACAGAAAGAAUCUGCGAUUGCACGUACAGUGUCGCCAUCCGGAAGCUUAUGAAGAGUGGUCCAUCUCUCACCCCACGGAGCCCACCAAGAGACGACGCAAGCCUUUUUUCACCCUGCAGCAAAUGGAGGAGCUUAAACAGCAACAUGAGGAAGGAACACAAGUCUUGCCAAGCACCAUUGUUUCAGUGGAUCCUGUAGCUCUUCAAGCCAUUCAGGGAAUGGGAAAUGCCUCAGUGUCGCAGGAUGCUCUCGGAAACACCACCAUUAUUUAUGAACAAGGUGAAUCCGGUGAUCUCUCCUCUCAAAAUGCCCUGAGCCUGCUGCUCAAUAUGAGCAAUGCUCGGGAAUUGGUUGGAAACUCUUUACAAGUGGCAGUGCUGAAGUCAGACGGCAGUGCAGAGGUCAAAGCUUUGGAGAAGGGAGAGUGGAAUGCAGUGUCCACAGCCCCGGGUCUAACCCAGAAGGUUGUAACCGUCCACGUGUCCGAGAAUGGCGAGACCGUUCUGCAAGAGGCCUAUGAGCCAACCACAACCGGGACAGGAGAGCUGGCUCAGAUUGCUAUAAAAACCUGUGAGAACGAAAGGGAGUUCAAUAUGGUGGAGCAGGUGACAGAAGUAGUCCAAAGCUCUGACUGCAGCAAAGAGAAGAACGAGCCCUCUCAGGCUGCAGAGGAGUCAGAAACACAGGACCUGAAAAAUGAAAAGUUCUACCUUGCUCCUGGACUGCCUGAUGGAGUUCUGCAACAGGUGGAGCUGAGCAGUGAAGCUCCCACCUCUCCCCCUGCUAUGAGCUCACUUGGUGUCUUCACCAAGCGGUUCUGCUGUCGCAUAUGCAUGGAGUCUUUCCACGGCCGUUCUGACAUGGAGAACCACAAGAGGGCGCACUUGGAUCCUAACACUUUCAAAUGCCCUGACUGUGACUUCACCUCAAACUCGUGGCCUGAGGUCAAGGAUCACAUGGAGCUGCAUUCCUACUUACGACCUCACAAGUGUUCCAACUGCAGCUUUGCCUCCAAGAACAAGAAAGACCUGCGCAGACACUUGCUGACCCACACCAAUGAAAAGCCAUUUUCUUGCAAGCUUUGUGGCCAAAGCUUCAAUCGCAAUGGCCACCUGAAGUUCCACAUGGAGCGUCUCCACAACCAGGAGCACCCCACUCGUAAGAGCCACACCCUCACGUCCCAGCAGACCGUCAUAGUCAACAGUGAUGACGAGGCUCUGACUACAUUACAGUCCCUGCAGGCCCAUCAGACAGUCAUCAGUCCAGAUCAUCUACAGGCUCUCGGUCAAGAGCACAUUAUUGUAGCCCAAGAUCAGUCUCUAUCAAACCAGCAGGAGGAGGGCACAUACAUCCAGCAGAUAACCACCAUAGAUGGACAUACGGUCCAGCACCUUGUGACAGGAGACAACCAGGUCACAGAGGUCCAGUAUAUCAUCUCACAGGAUGGAGUGCCGCACUUAAUCCCGCAGGAGUAUGUUGUAGUAGCAGAUGGCAGUCACAUACAGAUGCCAGAUGGGCAGAUCAUUCAGUAUGAGCAUGAAGGAGUCUUUCUGCAGGAGCAACACAUCGCAGUAAGCCAUGACAGUCAGAUCCAGUACCUGCCUGCUAGUUCGGAGGAGCAAGAUAUGGAGGUUGCGGCUCACUCUGCCGUCACAGCAGUAGCAGAUGCAGCGAUGGCAGAGGUUCCAGCCAUCUACACGAAAGCAACACCUGAGGAGCUGGAGCAGCUGCAGAAGCUGCGGCAGCAGGGCAUCCACUACGACAUCAUUACCUUCACUGACGAGUAGAAGGCGGCCCACAGUGAAACUCUACAAAAUAAUACAAACCACUACGAAAAGAAGCAUGACCUCAAUUUGAGUUAUGCAUUAACUGUCUGUGUACUGCAACUCUCGUUUGGUCAUUUUUUUGCACUCGUCGCUUCUUUUCUUCAUCCUGCAGUUCAUGGAAGUGCAGUUUGAGCCAGCCUCAUCUCUGUAAUCGGCUUUACGUGCCUCAGCUGUUUUGAUUUGCAGGACAAUGCUGUCCGGGGAAAAUUAAUUUAUCAUAUUGAAUUUGGAAUUAUACAGAGCGUUUAUGAAUGUUUUAAUUUUGUGAGGAUAGCGAGAUGAUGUUUAUUGAAAAUGAAUAUGUACAUAACUUUUCGCAUUUGUCUUCUGGUGAAACUGAAGUGUUUAAUAAGCUAAUAGCUAACACCAAAUAAAACACUUUCUUCAGUCUUUGUGUGUUUGUCAUUGUAUAAGUUUGACAUUCAAUUUAUGAUAUAUGAUUUUAUAUGAUAUAAUGUGGUGGUGUAAUGGUACAUGGUAGUGUUGCUUUCCGUGCAGACAGUGAGGUUUCGAUUCCUAGCCAGGGUAAUAGAGAUGUUUGGUGCCAGUCCCAAGCCCAAAUAAAUGUAAGGGUUAUAUCUGGUGUAAAAACUAAACCAAAUCAAACACUAAACUCAAAUCGCUGUGGUGUAUACAUACUCAGCACUAAAGAAUGAUAAUGAAAGAUGAUCAAUAGAACAGAUGGAAUCAGAGUCACGUUAUAGCAGGGGUGGGCAAACUUUUUGACUCGCGGGCCGCAUUGAGUUAACAAAAUUGGCCGGGGGUCCAGACUAUAUUUUUGAUACAUGCACUCUAUUUUACACUGAGAAUUGUAACAGUCCACCUGGAAUUACAGUGUCAUGCAAUCUGCUAUAUGAAUGUGCUUGUGUCCCUUUCUUCAGCAGCACUUUAAAUAUCAGACCAUAUGAAAUAACAAAAUUGAAUUUUACAGUUUUUGUGACUGAAUAAGACACCCGGAAUGUACACGAAUAAAGGAUGUGAUAUACAAUAUGAACUAUGAACACUAAAACAUUGACUAUGAAAGAGUAUGUGAAU
This is a messenger RNA of Dunckerocampus dactyliophorus (ringed pipefish), 6132 nucleotides long. Its product is annotated as zinc finger protein 335-like. Lineage: Eukaryota; Metazoa; Chordata; Actinopteri; Syngnathiformes; Syngnathidae. The transcript has 28 exons. Gene Ontology annotation, molecular function: RNA polymerase II cis-regulatory region sequence-specific DNA binding. The coding region runs from base 271 to 5058 and encodes 1595 amino acids. Gene Ontology annotation, biological process: brain development; positive regulation of neurogenesis; regulation of gene expression. Gene Ontology annotation, cellular component: nucleus. The record is from RefSeq and is a predicted model, not a curated record.